Messenger RNA from Nicrophorus vespilloides, 1738 nucleotides. RefSeq lists its product as uncharacterized. The record is from RefSeq and is a predicted model, not a curated record. The transcript has 8 exons. The coding region runs from base 359 to 1663 and encodes 434 amino acids. Lineage: Eukaryota; Metazoa; Arthropoda; Insecta; Coleoptera; Silphidae. Gene Ontology annotation, molecular function: protein binding.
UUAAAUUGAUACAUAUUGUCAAAGGAAGAUAAGAUAAUUAUAUAAUGAAUAGGAAACUAAAUCUGCUGAAUAAUAUAUUAGCUGUUCGGUUUUCGUUUGCGCAGUCCGCACAUCCUCCGAAACCGAACCGUGUAUUGUUGUCGUCGACGUGCUCGUUGCGAAAACGAUGAAGAAAACAAAACGGAAAAUGUAAUUGGACGGAAACAGUCAAACGAUAAGUGAUAAGCCUAAACAAAUAAGCAACGAAAGAAACAAAACGUAAUUUAUAGCAACGGUAGCGGCACGAGAAAUGCUGAGCUCUUCGCGAAACAGGAAGCAGUUUUGUUGACACAGAUUCUCUCUUACGUAUGUACCGAAGAUGUCUGUAAGUGAUCCACUAAUCAAAGAGUUAAAAGUAUUCACUGGUAAAUUACUUGGAUUUGAAGAAAUAAACGAUGAUUGCGAUGCGCUCAUCGGCUUUUGCCAAUGCGUCGAACGCAUCUUCGCAAAGGGCAUCUUGCAAAAGCCGAACUCCUUCGGUAUCAUAAGACGGAUCGAUGCCUGGACUUGGAUGGAGAGGAUUUCCAAUGAGCUGAAUGACUUCGGUUAUAAAAGCUCGGUGGAAUCCGCUCGAAAUCGAAAGGACAUCUUCACGAACCGAGGCAGAUUCCGAGCCUUGGUUCGCUAUUGCCUAAACAGAAGAUGUCUACACGUUCCAGUCGAACAACUAAUUCACACGGAGACAUUCAACAAAUAUUACGAUAACGUUUCUGUGAUUGGAGACGUAAUCCUCAACGAAAUCCUUUUAUCCGUCCUUUACCAAUGCGGUAAAAUCAAUUUCAGGCUUCGCGCCGAGCUCUGCUCAUUCUUAGAUUUAUCCUGGCUCAUACCGGAGGUGAAACGCUUCGAUUUGGUUCCUACGCAAAAUUUGGGUUUGUCCAUAAGCUUCGCCGGUGAAAAAGCUGUGAUCGUGAACGUAAAAUCAAAUAGCGUUUGCGGCGAAAGUAGGAAGAUUGCAGUGGGCGAUGUAUUGGAUAGCAUGAACGGAAUGUGCAUUUGCUUCGCAACCAAAGGUCGUCUCAGCACAAUGCUGAAAUGCCAGAAGCACGUACCGAUCACUUUGAUUGUCGUCAAGGGAUUUUCCUCUUCGGAUGGGAAGAUUUACCCUCCCAUGGUGAAUCUCUACAAGGAAAUCGACUUGGAUUUGGAUAUGAUCAAGGCAAGGAAUAACGUAGACAGCGAAGAUGAGAAUAGGAUUGCAACUACAUUCAAAUCUAAGAAUGGAUUUAUUUGCAAGUAUUUGGGAAACGUCGACGUGGGUCGCUACGGCGAUGUUAAGAUCAUCGACAAGGCUUUCACCAUUUACCUGACGUCCAGCAACUCGAGUUACCACAGAUUCAAUAAGUGCAAGAGCGACGUUCUCUUUGAGGUUUGCGAUUUGGGCGUGAAAUGUUUCCAUUUGAACACGACGGAAACGAUAUUGGAACAUUCUUUUAUGGAAAUAUCCGCUUGCGGCUCAACGACUAGCUUACCAACUCAUUUCGCUUACAUUGCCGGCGAAGAGUACUGCGACGUAGCAACAAACUUCAAAUGCUACAUUUUCUCAGCUUCGAACGAAAAGGACUGUACCACGAUUUUGCAGGGUAUAGGUCAAGGAUUCGAAAGGACUCACUACGCUGUGUGAUUCACUCUACAUGCAAACACACACAUAUCAAUCAAACUUAGCUUUUUAUCAACAAUAUAUUUAAUACUUUACAAA